AUGUUUAUAAAGCAAAAUGACUCAAUUCAUGAAAAGAAUACACAUAAAUUUCAGAUUGACUAUUUCUUAGAACGUCUUAAAAUUCAUAUUGCAGAAUAUGUGGAAGUGAGCUUACAAAAACAUGUCUCUUCUAUACAAGAAAAGCAAAACACUGAUAAGCUUUGUUUGAAAUUAGAAGAGCUAUCAAAACGGAUCGAGGAGCAAGAGAGUGGGUACAAUGAUGUGGUGCUUAGAAUGAUUGAAACUAAUGUUUACAUGAUGCUAGCAACAAUACAAACCACAGACUACAAUUUAUUCAAUCAGCUAACAAUUUACUUUAAAAAGCUUAUUACUUAUACAUUACAGGAAGAUUGUCUCUAUACCGUUAAUCAAGUUGGAGAAAUUUUUGGAUGCCAUUUGCAUGGUUUUACCAAAUAUCCUCUUUUAGUGGCAUUUCAACUCCCAUAUAUUAACAGGCUAAUUGCAAAUAUAAUCAGAAUUUGUAAAAAAUAUCCAAUUAUAUUACAGAUUUGGAUAUUGCCAGAUGGUGAUUCCGAUUUCGCAAAAUUGUUUCAAUCGUUGCCCAACAACACUAGAUUGCCAAUGUAUCAGAUAAUUAAAAAUUUUCUAGUUGUUGAUUCUCCUCUAGACCAAACAGUGAAUGUGGUUGAGCUAAUUUCUUUAACAAAAGUUUCGAAUUGUCUAGACAACUGGUUUUUACAGAAUAAAGAUUUGGUGAAUUUACUAAGUAAUAAAUGCUCCAAUAGCAUUUUUCAAAUGGAGAACAUAGAUUCCAGGUUUCAUAAUGUUACUGAAUUUGCAAAGUAUUUUAAGAUGUUUUGUCUAAUUGUUGAAAACUGUACACCUCAAAUUGCACAAACAUAUUAUAAUUUUUUUGAAACACAGGUAUUAAAUGUUGUUCUACAUAAUGAGAUACGUCAUCAACAUCAACUUGCUUUUUCGGUCUUACAAACUAUUGCUGAGAUAACAACCAUCAAAACUAUGGAAAGGGUUUUUGAUAAUGAAUGUUUCACUAGCUGGAUUAAAAUUGUGUUUGAAGAAGUGGAAAAUCUACCAAAUUUGUUCAUUUCACUAAGCAAUUUAUUUAGCAAACAUGAAGAAAUAUUAGUGAAAUUAAUGGCUACAAAAAUCAAGCCAAGUGAUGAACCCUAUUCAAUCGAAGACUUACGUUUGAAGGCAAUGAAGGUCUGCAAAAGAGAUACUACAGAAAUUAGUUCUUUUAUGGCCACCACACUAAAGCAUCAAUUCAAGGACUUG
This is a messenger RNA of Candida albicans SC5314, 1257 nucleotides long. RefSeq lists its product as uncharacterized. NCBI's taxonomy places the organism in Eukaryota, Fungi, Ascomycota, Pichiomycetes, Serinales, Debaryomycetaceae. The record is from RefSeq and is a predicted model, not a curated record. The annotation marks the transcript as partial. The transcript is spliced from 2 exons.